CUAGAGUCAAGAUAGAUCGGGUCCGCACCGCAGUCGGUAGUUCUCUUUCCCAAACUAGUGUCUGCAACGUAAGUUCCAGAGGAGAACACAAAACACACGACAAUUCUAAAGCUUUGGGGAAAAGCAAAUCUUUUUAGUCUUCUACGGACAACUCAAAAUACAGUUCUUCAUACCAAAAAUAAUAAUAAAUUAAAAAAGAAACACUCGAGAGAGCUUUCUGGUUGUGCAAUGGCGGACAACAAAACCACUAUUCCACCUCAAUACGACGUCAACGCCAAAUGGGAUGCCUGUUUGGAUCUCACUGUUCGCCGUUUCGUCUACUCUUCCUUGGGUGGAGCCUUUGGCGGUCUUCUUCUCUUCAGGAGUCCUGUAACUCGUUGGGCAUCUGUAGCUUUUGGUGCUGGGAUUGGCAUAGGAUCUGCAUACAAUGAAUGUUCCCAAUUAUUUGGUGGAUCUCCUGCCAAGUUGGCUGCUUCCAAGUUUGCAGAGACUCCAGCUUCUCAGGAAGGACAAGACUAAUGGAGUACAUGCCAUUGAAGUUAAACUGAAUCUUGGGUAAACAUAAAAUUUUCAUAAUUUUGAUGUUGGCUCUUCUCCUACUAUGGCUUUGAAUAUGUACUUGAAAAAUUGUUUUGAUGGAUGAAUUGUUGACCUUAUUUAUCAUGGACUUGAUAGAGUUCAUUCACCUUUUUGCUCUGUAAGAUCACAGGAGCAGUAGGGGAAAAAAAAGGAAUAAUUGUUUGUCAUUUUCUGUCUGCUGUCAUUGCAGUUACUGACUCCUGGGAGAAAGAAAUGAUAUUUAAAAAAAAAUGGUCGUGACAAGUCACUUUGAGUUUUCCA
This is a messenger RNA of Humulus lupulus (European hop), 840 nucleotides long. Its product is annotated as MICOS complex subunit MIC10. The coding region runs from base 229 to 519 and encodes 96 amino acids. The transcript has 3 exons. The record is from RefSeq and is a predicted model, not a curated record. Gene Ontology annotation, cellular component: MICOS complex; mitochondrion; mitochondrial inner membrane. NCBI's taxonomy places the organism in Eukaryota, Viridiplantae, Streptophyta, Magnoliopsida, Rosales, Cannabaceae.